GGCAGCUGUUCCGGGCAAUACGCAGGGUUGCCGAGGAGCUUUAGUGUGAGCUCGGCAGCAUCCAGUGAGAACGAUGAUCUUAAAGAGCUUAUUAGAGCUGCAUCUGUUAGGAGUUUGGGUCAUAUGAAGGAAGUGGAGAUGCUUUUUCAACAACAACGAUCGAGGGUGCAAAUGGGGUUGCCAAAGAGCUGCAGUGUUGCAAUGGGAAGAAUUGAUGAAGAAAACCCUUGUGAAUUUGAAGAAAACGAGGGUGUUGUGGAUAAGAAGCGAGAUUUGUUGUAUCCGAGAAGCAAAAGCUAUGGUGUCACAAAAGCAAGUCCUUUUGAUUCCUAUUGAUUAUGUAAUAGCAUUUAAGGGGGAG
Hibiscus syriacus is the source of this 361-nucleotide messenger RNA. RefSeq lists its product as uncharacterized. The transcript has a single exon. The annotation marks the transcript as partial. Lineage: Eukaryota; Viridiplantae; Streptophyta; Magnoliopsida; Malvales; Malvaceae. The record is from RefSeq and is a predicted model, not a curated record.